CAAGUCCCACCCGUCAAAGCAAUUUUUCUAAACAACGACAAAAGAACUCUCCCAGCGUCUUCUUCUUUCUCUCUGCAGCUCGCCGGUAGUCCUCCGAUCAGCUAUUUCUCCGCCGGGAACCUUACUCCGAUGGCUCAGAAUCUCAAGGUUCUUAUCAUUGGAGGAACUGGUUACAUCGGGAAAUUCAUAGUUCAAGCCAGCGCCAAAGCCGGUCAUCCUACCUAUGCAUUGAUCCGCAAGUCUUCGCUCGAAAGCCCCUCCAAGUUACGAGUCCUCAAUCAUUUCAAAAGCUUAGGAGUCAAUUUUCUCUUUGGCGAUCUCUUUGACAAUGAGAGUUUGGUUAAGGCGAUUAAGCAGGUUGAUGUGGUGAUAUCCACUCUCGGUGGUCAUAUGGUUCCCCAUCAACAUAAGAUCCUAUCUGCUAUCAAACAAGCUGGCAAUGUAAAGAGAUUCUUUCCUUCCGAGUUCGGCAACGAUGCGGAUCAUAUCGAUGCAGUGGAGCCAGCGAAAUCAAUGUAUGCUGCAAAGGCUGAAUUUCGUAGGGCUGUUGAGGCUGAGGGAAUCCCACAUACAUUUGUGGUAUGCAAUUUCUUCGAUGGUUACUUUCUUAGCAACUUGUCUCAGCCAGAUGCAACCGUCCCACCUAGAGACAAAGUCGUAAUCUUAGGGGAUGGAACACCCAAAGUGAUUUACAACAAGGAAGAAGAUGUCGGGACGUACACAAUCCGAGCUAUAAAUGAUCCAAGGACACUCAACAAGAUCAUGUACCUUAGACCCCCAGCCAACAUCUACUCGACCAAUGAUCUCAUCUCGCUGUGGGAGAGAAAAAUUGGGAAGAGUCUUAAAAGGAUCUACGUCCCAGAGGAGGAAGUGUUGAAGAACAUCCGAGAGACUUCAUAUCCACUUAAUAUAGAAUUAGCACUCUGUCACACUGCUCAGGUGAAGGGAUCUCAAACUAAUUUUGAUAUUGAGCCAUCUUUUGGAGUGGAAGCUUCAGCAUUGUACCCAGAUGUUCGAUAUACGACUGUGGAAGAAUAUCUUGACCAGUUUGUCUAAAAAGCUAACAAACCCCCUAAAGCCUUUUUUUCCCCUUUUGUGAUUUUGGUAUAAUGGGUGUAACUUGUAAGCAGCUGUGUGUUCUGUAUUGAUGUAUAAUAAGGAAAUGCUCUCAUUUUGAAAACAGAGGUUCUUGUAGAUGGCCUCAACCAACCCAUAAUUCAGACUUUUGAAUGAGAGUUUGAAAAGAAGUUGAUUUUCAUUGUCCUUUUCUAUGAUGGUGACCGAAGCAAAAAUGUAGAAGUUCUUAGUCUCCCUCUACGAAAAA
Molecule: messenger RNA, 1324 nt
Organism: Benincasa hispida (wax gourd)
Lineage: Eukaryota; Viridiplantae; Streptophyta; Magnoliopsida; Cucurbitales; Cucurbitaceae
Product: phenylcoumaran benzylic ether reductase POP1-like
Molecular function (GO): oxidoreductase activity
Source: RefSeq, a predicted model, not a curated record